AUGAUACGUUUGGCCCGCAUUGGAAUGUCCUCAGGUAAAAAACAGACCACCUUGGCGGCUUUCUUCAGCUCCAAAAAAAGAGACGGCGACGAGACGUCAAAAGUUGAGAAAACCGUCAAGAAGCCCAAAAUAAACGAUGGAAUCGAGAAACUAGACAAUGCCGAAGCUAAUGAAUCAAAGAGAGUCUCACCAGAGCUCUCUUCCACUCCAGGUCAACCCCCAGUUGAGAAAAAGCUCGAGGACCCAUCUCCUGUGUCUUUGAAACCUACUAAACCUGUUGUCAAAAACGAUAUUCCGGAUGCUGCAGAAAUAGUCCCAACGGCCCCUAAACAGUCUAAGAUCCGGUAUUCGGAAAUCUGCAAUGUAUUCAACGAGAUCGAAAAUACUUCUUCAAGGCUCCAGAUUGUGAAGCUAUGCAGUGAUUUCUUGUAUUCUGUGCUGUCGAACACUCAAAACGAUAUCGUGCCAAUCACUUACCUUUUGAUAAACAGAUUGGGUCCAGAUUAUCAGCUCGGACUGGAACUGGGGCUGGGUGAGGGUCUACUCAUGAAGACCAUCAGCGAAAGUUGCGGAAAAUCUUUGGCACAAGUUAGGACCCGGUAUCGUGAGCUCGGUGAUUUGGGCCGUAUAGCACAGGAGGCGAGAGCCGUUCAGCCUACUAUGUUCAAACCCAAGCCACUAACUACUGGUGAAGUGUUUACCAAUCUGCAGACCAUUGCCAAGGCCCAGGGAAAGGAUUCGCAAUUGCGGAAAAUCCAGCUGAUCAAGAAAAUGUUGACUGCUUGUGAGGGCGUAGAGGCUAAAUUUCUGAUAAGAUCUUUGGAAUCCAAGCUGAGAAUAGGGCUUGCUGAAAAAAGUGUGUUAAUCGCGCUUUCCAAGGCUAUCUUAACGUAUGAACAUAACGGUAAAGAGCCCUCAAGUACAGCGGUAGAUGCAGCUGAAGAGAAAAUUCGUGAUGCUUUCUGCCAAAUACCGAACUAUGAAAUUGUGAUAAAAAGUGCCCUUGAACAUGGAAUUAUGAACCUGGAUAAGCACUGUGUGCUGACACCGGGAAUCCCGCUCAAGCCGAUGCUGGCUAAACCGUCCAAAUCUGUGUCUGAAGUACUGGACCGCUUUCAAGGACACAGAUUCACCUGCGAGUACAAGUACGAUGGUGAAAGAGCCCAGGUUCACCUGUUGCCCGAUGGGACCAUGCACAUAUACUCUCGAAAUGGCGAAAACAUGACGGAAAGAUAUCCCGAGAUUAAAAUCAGCGACUUCAUUGCAGACAAAGACGCAACACAUACACUUAUCCUGGACUGUGAGGCUGUUGCUUGGGAUAAAGAGCGAAACACAAUUUUGCCUUUCCAGGUACUAAGCACGCGAAAAAGAAAGGGCGUGGUGGCCGAAGACGUGAAAGUUCGGGUUUGUCUCUUUGCGUUCGACAUUCUGUGCUACAACGAUGAGCCCUUGAUCAGUCGUUCUUUUGCAGAACGUCGCGAGUACUUGCAUCGGGCACUGAAACCAGUUCCGGGAGAAUUGCAGUUUGCAAGCGAAAUGACCACUACAAGUCUAGAAGAGAUGCAGCACUAUUUGGACCAAUCUGUAAAGGACUCGUGCGAGGGUCUGAUGGUGAAAUCACUGGAUGGCGAGGAUUCUCAGUAUGAGCCCAGCAAACGGUCCCGGAACUGGCUCAAGUUGAAAAAGGACUAUCUACAGGGCGUGGGUGACUCUUUGGACCUGUGCGUUCUGGGUGCGUACUAUGGACGAGGAAAGCGUACGGGCACUUACGGCGGCUUCUUACUGGGCUGUUAUAAUCAGGACAGCGGCGAGUACGAGACAUGUUGCAAGAUCGGCACCGGGUUUUCUGAUGAAAUGCUGCAAAAGCUGUAUGACGAUCUCAAACCCACCGAGAUUGGCAAACCGAAGGCCUUCUAUGUGUUCAGCGAGUCGGCCCCGCCGGACGUGUGGUUCGAGCCCACCAUGUUGUUCGAGGUGCUGACUGCAGAUUUGUCGCUUUCGCCGGUCUACAAGGCCGGUUCCGGCUCUUACGACAAGGGCAUUUCAUUACGGUUUCCAAGGUUUAUUCGCAUACGUGACGACAAGGCUGUGGAGGACGCCACGUCUUCCGAGCAGGUUAUAGAGUUUUACGAGGCACAAGCACAUGUGAGCUGA
Molecule: messenger RNA, 2154 nt
Organism: Lachancea sp. 'fantastica'
Lineage: Eukaryota; Fungi; Ascomycota; Saccharomycetes; Saccharomycetales; Saccharomycetaceae
Source: the annotation of a GenBank genome assembly